Pneumocystis carinii B80 is the source of this 891-nucleotide messenger RNA. RefSeq lists its product as hypothetical. Lineage: Eukaryota; Fungi; Ascomycota; Pneumocystomycetes; Pneumocystales; Pneumocystaceae. The coding region runs from base 133 to 891 and encodes 252 amino acids. The transcript has 7 exons. Gene Ontology annotation, molecular function: aldose reductase (NADPH) activity. Gene Ontology annotation, cellular component: cytosol. The record is from RefSeq and is a predicted model, not a curated record.
UUAAAUACAGGCCAUUAUAUUCCAGCAUUAGGACUAGGAACAUGGCAAUCCAAGCCAGAUGGUUAUCUUUCAUAUUUUAAAUUAAUAAUUAUUAAUAAGAAAUUAGAAGUCUCUAUCGCAGAUACUGCUUUUAUGUAUUUAAACGAAGAGGGGGUAGGACAAGGCAUUAGAAAUAGUGAGAUUCCUCGAGAGGAAAUUUUCGUAACAACAAAAUUAGCAUCUACCUUUCACUCUCGUGCAGAAGAGUGUUUAGAUCAAAGUCUAAAUAAAUUGGGUUUAGAUUAUGUUGAUCUUUAUCUUAUGCAUUGGCCUCUUUCCCUUAAUCCAAAUGGAAAUCAUAUUUUUUUCCCAAAAAAAUCAGAUGGUACUUAUGAUUUUGAAGAAAAUUGGGAUUUCUUAAAAACAUGGAAAUCACUUGAGAAACUUCUUAGUACAGGAAAGGUAAAAGCUAUUGGGGUUUCAAAUUUUAGCACUGUGAAUUUAGAAAAACUAUUGAAAAUAGCUGAAGUAGUACCAGCAGUUAACCAAUGCGAGUUACAUCCUUAUCUAUCACAAGAAAAGCUUCUUGAAUUUUGUAUUAAAAAAGGAAUUCAUUUAACUUCAUACUCGCCGUUCGGUUCUACAGGUACACCACUUCUAGAAGAACCAGUGGUUAAAGAAAUUGCAAAUAAAAAUAAAAUGACAGAAGCACAAGUCAUUCUUUCUUGGUGCAUACAAAGGGGUACAUCUGUAAUACCAAAAUCAGUAACUCCUUCACGAAUUACAAGUAAUCUUCAAGUUUCUGAACUGCCAGAAGAUGAUUUCUUAAAAUUAAAUGAACUUGGAAAAACACAUAAAACCCGUUACAUUUCAUUAAGUGGGAAAGCAACUGUUUUCCAUGAUGACGAAUAA